Molecule: messenger RNA, 642 nt
Organism: Ambispora gerdemannii
Lineage: Eukaryota; Fungi; Glomeromycota; Glomeromycetes; Archaeosporales; Ambisporaceae
Source: the annotation of a GenBank genome assembly
AUGGUAAGAAAGAAUGCCACCUCCAAGAAGUGCUUAUUUGAUAAGUUUUGUUGUUUUCACGGUUUCUUUCGUGUUGUCGAUUGCCUCGUUGUUAUUGCCCCGUUGGUAAAUAUUUUCUCAGCGUUGGGAAGGAUCUAUGGUGGGGAAUAUAAGCUAUACUUUGAAAGUCCUAGACCGCAUUGGUCAGUUACAAAUUAUGGUCUAUUCACGAAAUGCUCAACAAUAAACAACGGUUGCCGCCCAUUCCCAUCAGAAGAAUACGGUGAUUGUGACGAAGAAGGCUUCUGUAGUGAAUGGAGAGCCGCGUCCUAUGAUUUAAUUGUCAGUAUAAUAAUCGGUGGGAUCGCGUUAUUAUAUCUACUCUUUUUUGUGUUGCUCAGAUGCGACCCUUCCUCGCAAAGAGCUGAUUAUUUGGUCGCUGUGAUGUUCGCAUUGAGUGCCUUUCUACAAAUAAACACGGUAGUAAUAGUCUCCUAUCUUAAGAACAAUUCUUUUUUAUUCAUGUACGAGAGUUUCGAUCUUAGUUUCGCGUUAGCGAGUGUUUCAACGGGUUUGAGUUUCGUUAUUGUGAUUUUUUUGGGAACGAGCGAGAUUUGGGCUCGUUGGCAAGAUGUUCAAGGAGGAUAUGAGCAAAUUGACUAA